AUGGAUUACGUCAUGGAAGCGGUUGUCCGAACUGUUAAUUUCAUUCGGACUAGAGGUCUGAAUCAUCAUCAAUUUGACAAUCUUCUCAGCGAUCUAGGCGUUACCUAUGGCUUGCCAUAUCACACCGAGGUAAGGUGGUUAAGCCGAGGUGUCGUGUUGAAACGUUUCUUUAAUCUACAAGAAGAAAUUGAACAGUUCAUAGAGGAAAAGGGCAAACCAGUGUUAGAUUUCCAAUCACCAGAAUGGCUGCAAAAUUUAGCAUUUAGCGAGGAUAUUACAGAGCACUUGAAAAAUUUGGACAAAAUGCUUCAAAGCCGUAAAAAAGUUGCCACACUGUAUUUUGAAAGCAUAGUCAACGCCUCUGAUCUGCCUAUCAAUAUCCAACUUGAAAUGAUUGACUUGCUGUGUGAUUUGAAGAACAAAUUUACUCCGGAGGGCUUGGACACAUUUUAUCAGUAUCUCUUGCCAAAGUACCCCAAAUUGACAGUCCUUGAUGCGAAAGUUUUGUACGUGUUUGGGAACAUGCCUUUGUGA
Messenger RNA from Octopus sinensis (East Asian common octopus), 534 nucleotides. Its product is annotated as general transcription factor II-I repeat domain-containing protein 2B-like. The coding region runs from base 1 to 534 and encodes 177 amino acids. The record is from RefSeq and is a predicted model, not a curated record. The transcript is spliced from 2 exons. Lineage: Eukaryota; Metazoa; Mollusca; Cephalopoda; Octopoda; Octopodidae.